AUGAAGGGUUGGAAAAAGAUAGGUCCGCCGGGCCACGCAAAGUUUACAGAUGGAACAAAAUGCCACCGAUUCGGCAUCAUUCAAACAAAGUGUGAGGCCACGGACUCUGAAGGAACCUCCAAGGGGAGCAGUCUGCUCCUCCACGCUGUCAACAUCAUAGAUGAGGACGUCAUCCUAGGUCUCCCGUGGUUGAGAGAAAACAAUCCUCUCAUCGACUGGGUCACUCAGGCGUGGCGGUACCGCCUCACCGACGAAGAGGCAGCUAUAGAGGAACCCGAAGAGUUCCAUCGGAAGAAUCUCGAGGAUAAGAUUGAGUCGAUAUACUGUGUAGCAGGUGACUUGGACUUGGAGGCAGGCGGAGAAGCCGCCACCCUCACUGCCAGAUUAGCAGUGAUGUCUGCCACUGAAGGCGGACGAACGCAACGUCUCUUCACAGAUUACAAGGACGUUUUUUCAGAAAAGGAAGCAGCGAAGUUUCCUGAUACCAAAGUGCGACAUAAGAUCCAUCUUGAAGAGGGCGCGACAGCGCCGUACGGACCCCUUUACAAUUUGUCAGUAAAGGAAUUGGACGUUCUGCGCAAAUAUCUUGAAGAAGCGCAGUCAAAGAACUGGAUACGCCCAUCGAAGAGUCCAGCGGGGGCACCUAUACUAUUCGUGCCCAAGAAGGACGCUUUUCGUACCAAGUACGGCAAUUUUGAAUAUCUCGUUUUGCCUUUUGGUCUUUGCAACGCUCCGGCCACCUUCCAGGCCUACAUAAAUGAGGCGCUGCGGGGCCUUGUCGAUGUCUCCUGCAUAGGCUUUAUGGCGAACACUGAGAAAUGCUCGUUCUACACACAGGAGAUUGAUUUCUUAGGUUAUAUUGUUGGGGUUGAUGGCAUUUCAAUGGACAGGAGCCGGGUCUCCGCCAUCGAGGACUGGCCGGCGCCGCGCACGUACCGCGAGGUGCAGGUAUUCCUAGGGUUCGCGAAUUUCUAUAGACGGUUCAUCUAUGCGUAUUCGCGGAUUGCUGCCCCCCUUACAGAUUUGUUAAAGGGAAGUGUUAAAGGCAGGAAAACGGGACCGUUUAUCCUUACCCAAGACGCUGUGAGGGCGUUUGAAGAAUUGAAGCAAGCUUUUGCAGAUGCCACGAUGUUAAAUCACUUCGACCCCGGCCCUACCCAGUCAGAGAAGGCUUUUUCACAGAACCUACAAGGCGCCGUGAAUGGAGACCAGUGGCCUUCUUCUCCAAGAAGCUAUCGCUCACGCAAAGAAGGUUGCAAGUAUCCGGUGCAAGUUCUCACCGACCAUGCAAAUUUGCGUUACUUCUUGACAACAAAGAGCUUGACAGGACGUCAAGCCAGGUGGGCGGAGCUGCUUUCGGAGUAUGAUUUCUUUAUCCGAUACCGUCCAGGUCGGCUUAACCCCGCCGAUGCGCCAUCAAGGCGACCCGAUUAUGAUAUCGUUGAUGGGGAUGAGGAUCCUACAAAGGGACCUCUACCAUCACUGCAGAAGAAACUGGCUGCAGGGGGUUGGGGUUCUCUAAAGCUUGGGAACGGCGCCGGUAAGGCAGCUGCGCGACCCUAUACAGGUGGAGGAGAACUCGGGUCCCCGCAGGGGACUGGCACUGAAGGUCAUGAACUUCUCGUGCCACGUUUUGCUGCCAUUGAAUUGGCGGAAGACGAAACGGUCUACAACCUUCCAACCCAACGGCUUCUAGAAUUCAUUGGUGAGUUGCAGCAGGGGGACGCCCUUACUGCGGCUCGAAUCCAGAAGUUGAAGGAGGAAGGAUCCGGGUCGAACUUGGAAGGGGCAAGCCCUGAGCGGGGCGGUGCCGCCGAGGAACCAAGUCGCUGGCAACUAGGGGAAUGUGGACUCCUACUGCUAAAUGGUUCAGUCUUUGUCCCUCGUAGCAGGGCGGUGCGCCAGGAGUUAUUGAGGAUUCAUCACGAUGAUCCCCAUGCUGGGCACUUCGGAUUAGAGAAGACUGAAGAGCUCCUGAGACAUGUCAAGGAGUAUGUUGAAACUUGUGAUGUCUGCCAGAGGAUAAAGGUUCCGCGGCACAAGCAAUAUGGCGAGUUGGCGCCACUGCCUGUUCCAAAGGGCCCAUGGCAGGAUCUAUCGAUGGAUUUCAUAGUUGACCUGCCGAAGUCGACAAGAGUCAAAGGAUAUGACUCAAUUCUAGUUAUUGUCGACCGCUUUACGAAGAUGGCCAAAUAUAUCCCUACCCACAAGAAGGUUAAAGCCCCUGAAUUGGCUGACCUGUUUCUAGAUGCCAUCAUUCGUGAUCACGGUUCUCCGAAAUCGUUAGUGUCAGACCGAGGAUCCCUUUUCACCAGUAAAUACUGGUCGGCCUUUUGCUAUCACCUUACGAUAAGGCGCCUCCUCAGCACCGCGUUCCAUCCUCAGACAGAUGGCCAGACUGAACGUCAGAAUCAGACAUUAGAACACCAUCUUCGGGCGUUCUGUUCAUAUCAUCAGAAUGACUGGCCUAGACACCUUCCGACCGCCGAAUUCGCAUAUAACAAUGCAAAGAAUGCAACCUUAAAAGUGUCCCCCUUUUAUGCUUGUUAUGGGUAUAAUCCUUCAUUACCUAGUGACGUCGCGGACGACGUCCUAAAGGGGGGGAUAGACAGUCGGAAUGUCGAACGGGAUCGUGGGACAGAGUACCCCUCGGUGCCAGAAGUAAAAGCUAGAUUGGAGCUUCUGGAUAGAAUCCACGGGGAGGCGGCGAAAAGCAUCCGCCGCGCCCAGGAGCGACAGGCGGAAUACUAUAAUCGAAAACACCUUCCAAUGAAGUUCUCAAUAGGGGAUCAAGUGUUACUUUCAGCAAAGAACAUCAAGACGACGAGACCGUGCAAGAAGCUCAGUGAGCGAUGGUUGGGACCUUUCCCGAUAAUAAGGGUAGUGGGUAAGCAGGCAUAUGAGUUGAAACUAACCUCAGGAUUCAAAUCUAUCCAUCCUGUCUUCCACAUUUCCUAUUUGGAACCCUAUAAGCAACGACCCGGGGCGGAGCCGCCUCGGCCGGAUGGCGUCGAGAUUGAGGGUAAUACCGAAUAUCUUGUAGAAGGAAUAUUGGACAAACGAAUGCACUACAACAAAGUUCAAUACCUUGUCAAAUGGGAAGGUUAUCCAUCAUCCGAGAACUCAUGGGAACCGCUUGAGCAUUUAGAGAAUGCCGAGGAAGAGAUCGCAAAAUAUGAGGUGGCUAGUAGAGACCGCCCCGCUGCACGUCGGAGGUGUGGUUAG
This is a messenger RNA of Histoplasma mississippiense, 3225 nucleotides long. RefSeq lists its product as hypothetical. Gene Ontology annotation, molecular function: nucleic acid binding. Gene Ontology annotation, biological process: DNA integration. Lineage: Eukaryota; Fungi; Ascomycota; Eurotiomycetes; Onygenales; Ajellomycetaceae. The coding region runs from base 1 to 3225 and encodes 1074 amino acids. The record is from RefSeq and is a predicted model, not a curated record. The transcript has 6 exons.